Messenger RNA from Solea solea (common sole), 2736 nucleotides. RefSeq names its product voltage-dependent calcium channel gamma-5 subunit-like. The coding region runs from base 211 to 1029 and encodes 272 amino acids. The transcript has 7 exons. Gene Ontology annotation, biological process: regulation of AMPA receptor activity; positive regulation of synaptic transmission, glutamatergic; neurotransmitter receptor transport, postsynaptic endosome to lysosome. The record is from RefSeq and is a predicted model, not a curated record. Gene Ontology annotation, cellular component: AMPA glutamate receptor complex; postsynaptic density membrane. Gene Ontology annotation, molecular function: channel regulator activity; voltage-gated calcium channel activity. Lineage: Eukaryota; Metazoa; Chordata; Actinopteri; Pleuronectiformes; Soleidae.
UGUAACAGUCGUGCGCGAGUCCAGAACACCACACACUUUAGCGCGCUCCUAACCCGAGACAACACGGACCCACUGAAACGCGGAGAAAAGAGAGGAGAAGAAGAAGAACAAGAAAGAGGGAGAGAAAUAAACUGUGCUUUUAUUCACCGAGUCUUCUUCGUGAAGCUCCCCUUUCUGCCAGCUGCGCCACCCUGCUGUUGAGGCUGUGGUAUGAGCCUAUGUGGCAGGAAGGCGCUGACGUUGCUAAGCAGCGUGUUCGCCGUUUGCGGCCUGGGCCUGUUGGGGAUCGCCGUGAGCACCGACUACUGGCUCUACCUGGAGGAAGGCGUUAUUCUUCCUCUCAAUCAGAGCACGGAGAUACGCAUGUCCCUCCACUCUGGUCUCUGGAGGGUUUGCUUCUUGGUCGGGGAGGAGAAAGGACGGUGUUUCACCAUCGAGUAUGUGAUGCCCACUCAUGUCCAGAUGACGUCUGAGUCCACUGUUAGCGUUCUCAAAAUGAUCCGUUCUGCCACGCCUUUCCCUCUGGUCAGCCUCUUCUUCAUGUUCAUUGGUUUUGUGCUCAGUAACAUUGGCCACAUCCGACCACAUCGCACCAUCCUGGCCUUUGUUUCCGGAAUCUUCUUUAUCCUGUCAGGUCUGUCUCUGGUCGUUGGUCUGGUCUUGUACAUCUCAAACAUCAAUGACGAAAUGUUGAACAGGACCAAAACGAACGAGGCCUACUUCAGCUACAAGUACGGCUGGUCGUUCGCCUUUGCUGCCAUCUCCUUCCUGCUCACUGAGACAGCGGGCGUCAUGUCCGUGUAUCUGUUCAUGAAGCGUUACACUGCAGAGGAAAUGUACCGGCCUCGCCUCAGCAACUGCUCUGAUUACUCCGGCCAGUUCCUCCACCCUGACGCUUGGGCUGGUAGAGGCCGCAGUCCCUCCUCCAUCUCUUCCGAGGCCUCGCUCCAGAUGAACUCCUCCAACUACCCUGCCCUCCUCAAGUGUCCAGAAACACGGGGACUAAGCCGUAAAAUCUCCGUGGUGUGAAGGGAAACUUGCUGACGAUGGUUUUUCCUCAGUUAGAUAAGUAAGUUGGUCAAACUGUGCAGACUUCUGAUUUAUGAGGGUUUGAAUUUAAUUGCUGAAGCCCCAGUUGUUGGAGUGUAAACAUGUCGGUUUAGAGCAGAGUCAUACUUUCCGAGUAACAUCCUCAGCCACAGUAUGUUCACUAUUUUAAUGAAGCACACUGCAUUUUGUGCAGAAUUUGUGCGUAUUGUUGGAAUAUACUCGGACAUGUUUGUGCCAAGUAAGGAGCUAGACGACAACAACUGGCAUCGUUACGAUGUACUGAUACACAUGAUUAUUGUGAAUUAAAUCAACCAUUCAAAUAGAUCACUUAAUUUAAACUACUUAUAUUGUAUAUAUAAAUAUAUAUAUAUGUAUAUACUGUAUAUCACAUCAGUUUGGGAUUACAUGAUUGGAGAAUUAGGUUUAUAACAGAUGAUAUUUGAUCUCCUUUGUAGUAUUUGUUCUUGUUCAUCUUAAGUGACAACAUAAAUGUUUGUAUUAUAGGCUGCUCUUCUAGAGACAUGUAUAUGAAAUGCAUUUUGUUUAAACAUAAUAUAAAUCUGAACUUUUUUUUUGUUGCUUCCAGCCAUGCAUAUGAAUAGAGGAUUGUUAAACAACAGUGCAGGUGUAAAUAAUGCUUUUAUGUUUUCAGGUGAACGCAUGAUUCCUCUACCCACUGGUCGUCUCAGCUGAUGAACUAAUCAACAAACACAGAAAAAAGUGUGUUAAGCCUAAAGUAAAAAAAAAAGAAAAAAAAAGAAAUCAAGCAGCAAAGAGACAAUUAUACUUGACUGCAUUUAUCACAUCCCAGUAUUACAAUGCUAUACGUUUAAAUAAGGUAAAAAGGCCAAAGGGUAGACGCUGGAGAAGAUUGUAUUUUGAGGGGGAAUGUGAACGAGUCAGGUGUCACGGAAGACUAUUUUGAUACAAAGCCGUUGAAUGUUGGGUAUACUGAUGGAAACACUGCUAAAUAAGAAUAAAUACCUCUCCUAUAAAGAUAUAAGAUCCCAAACUAUACAUAGAUAUUUUUCUAAUUUAGUCUAAAUCUGCUAUGAUGCUACGUGUGCCAAUGAAACAUGUUUUAUCCAGGUUAAGGGGCAAAGUACUGAAUAUCUAGUGACAUUACUGUAUGUGUGAGUAAAACAUUAUUACAGGGAAGAAUUUUGUCUUGUGCAAUAACUUUAUGAUGACUUGAUAUAUUAUAUUUACUGUCAGUAUUUAAUGUUGCAUGAUGUGAACUAGACAUAUUAUUAAUGGCAUGCAACAUUUCAUCACUGGAUCGUGGUUUUCCACAAAGCAAAACAUGGUUCAAGAACUAAAAUGAAACCACGCGUGUCACUAUUCUCACACAGUCCAUUUCAAACACUGUAAAUACAAACGUCCAACGUAUAUACACACACGUUUUCUUUUGUAUAGAUGGCAGUCCAUGUAAAAUACGGUUGUUGUGUUGUUGAGUAGGCUCCUCUGCAGUUUUACUGUACAUGUGACGGCUGCGUCGCCUCACGCAUCACGUCUGAGAAUGUGAUCUUUUUGGAGUAAUGACACGCCUACAUCGAUGUACACGUGUUCAGGUGGUGUCACUGCCAUAGAUGUGUAUUUUUUACAAUCAGUCAUUUUCAUGAUGUUCAGUGUGCAGCGGGAUGAGUCAACGCAAAAAAAAUAAAGUUUGAUGGGAUUUGAUAAACA